This is a messenger RNA of Rhincodon typus (whale shark), 4681 nucleotides long. RefSeq names its product pyruvate carboxylase, mitochondrial-like. Gene Ontology annotation, molecular function: pyruvate carboxylase activity; ATP binding. Bases 1 to 1821 code for a protein of 606 amino acids. NCBI's taxonomy places the organism in Eukaryota, Metazoa, Chordata, Chondrichthyes, Orectolobiformes, Rhincodontidae. Gene Ontology annotation, biological process: pyruvate metabolic process; gluconeogenesis. The transcript has 9 exons. The record is from RefSeq and is a predicted model, not a curated record. Gene Ontology annotation, cellular component: cytoplasm.
AUGGCUCGUCCAAUCAGAGUCGACUUGCCGGCCAACCGGCAACCUUUCCUCCUCCAACAUAAAUCGGCGUGGGCUGUGCGAAAUUUGGCGUUCUUGCGUUUGUGUCCUGGUGCCACGUUUGACGUGGCAAUGCGCUUCCUGUACGAGUGUCCCUGGAAACGCCUGCAGGAGAUGCGAGACCUGAUUCCCAACAUCCCCUUCCAGAUGCUCCUGAGGGGUGCCAACGCUGUGGGUUAUACCAACUACCCGGACAACGCAGUGCACAAGUUCUGCGAAGUGGCCAAGGAGAACGGGAUGGACAUCUUCCGCGUGUUCGACUCCCUCAACUACCUGCCGAACAUGAUCCUGGGCAUGGAGGCUGCGGGAAACGCUGGCGGUGUGGUGGAGGCCUCCAUCUCCUACACUGGGGACGUCUGCGACCCCACGAGAACCAAGUACUCCCUGGAUUACUACCUGAAGCUGGCUGAUGAAUUGGUCAAGGCUGGUACUCACAUCCUCAGCAUCAAGGACAUGGCGGGUUUGCUGAAGCCGAACUCAGCGCGGUUGCUGAUUGGGGCACUGCGUGACCGUUUCCCGGAGUUGCCGCUGCAUGUACACACCCACGACACAGCUGGGGCGGGUGUGGCCUCGAUGCUAGCCGCUGCGCAGGCUGGAGCUGAUGUGGUGGAUGUCGCCGCCGACUCUAUGUCCGGGAUGACCUCCCAGCCCAGCAUGGGCGCCAUCGUGGCCUGUGCCAAGGGCACUGAGCUUGACACAGGUAUCGAGCUUCAGGAUGUCUACGAUUACAAUGAGUACUGGGAGAUGACACGCCAGCUGUAUGCCCCGUUUGACUGCACGGCCACCAUGAAGUCGGGAAAUGCCGACGUGUACGAGAACGAGAUUCCCGGGGGUCAGUACACCAACCUGCACUUUCAGGCCCACAGCAUGGGCCUGGGCAACAAAUUCAAGGCAGUCAAGAAGGCCUACACUGAGGCCAACAAACUCCUCGGAGACCUCAUAAAGGUAACGCCCUCGUCAAAGAUUGUUGGUGACCUGGCACAGUUCAUGGUGCAGAACAACCUGACGCGGGAGGAUGUGGAGCAGGACGCUGAAGAGCUCUCCUUCCCCCAGUCACUGGUGGAGUUCCUGCAGGGAUACAUCGGCAUUCCACACGGAGGCUUCCCAGAGCCGUUCCGCAGCAAGGUGCUGAAGGACCUGCCCCGUAUUGAGGGCCGCCCGGGAAGCUCCCUCUCACCCCUGGACUUUGACGAGCUGGAGAGGGAGCUACGGACCAAACACAUGGAAGAGAUCACCCCCGAGGAUGUCAUGUCAGCUGCCAUGUAUCCCAAAGUCUUCGAUGAGUUCAAGGAUUUCACUGCUCAGUUUGGACCCGUCGAGUGCCUCAACACUCGCCUCUUCCUGGAGGGACCCAAAAUCGCCGAAGUGUUCCAGGUGGAACUGGAGAGAGGGAAGACGCUCCACAUUAAAGCUCUUGCGCUGGGAGACCUCAAUGUGGCCGGGCAGAGGGAAGUGUUCUUCGAGAUGAAUGGUCAGCUUCGCUCGGUGCUGGUCAAGGACACUCAGGCCAUGAAGGAGAUGCACUUCCACCCGAAGGCGCUGAAGGAUGUGAAGGGUCAGAUCGGGGCCCCGAUGCCAGGGAAGGUGCUGGAUAUUAAGGUGAAGGAGGGCAGCCGCAUUGAGAAGGGGAAACAGCUGUGCGUGCUCAGUGCCAUGAAGAUGGAGACGGUGGUGAACUCUCCCAUGUCAGGCACUGUCAAGAAAAUCUACGUCACCCGCGACAUGCACCUCGAGGGCGAUGACCUCAUCCUGGAAAUCGAGUAGGCCCUAACCCCUACCAUGACCCCUGACCUCCCUGACCCCUGCCUGCAUUAUGCCCCCAACCGCCUAACUUGGCCCCACCCCAUACAUUUCCUCCCAUUCUGCCCUCUAACUCUCCCACUGUUCCCUGCCAACUCCUGUGUUAAGUCCAUGAACAGACCUACACUGAGUCUGUCAAACAGACUGACUCACAACAAGCAAUGGCUCACUUGCCCUCAGUUCCAAACUACAGCAUCACAGGGUAUUGGAACAGAUCCCACUUGCCCCCAUGUGGAGGCGUAUAUGGGAAUCACCUUUCCCAUUUCUGGCAUUUUCAUACAGUUCCCAUGCCCUUCCCUAAGGCUCACACUCAUGUACAGACCCUGAAGCUCUCUGCAAAGUAUCAGCAGUCAACUUGAUUUCUUGUCUAUUUGUUCACGGGAUGUGGGUGUUGCUGGCUGGGUCCAGCAUUUAUUGCCCAUUCCUAGUUGCCCCUUGAGAAGGUGGUGGGGCGCUGCCUUCUUGAACCGCUGCAGUGCAUGUGCUGUAGGUAUACCCACAAUGUCCUUAGGGAGGGAAUUCCAGGAUUGUGACCCAGUGACACUGAAGGAACAGCCGAUGUAUUUCCAAAUCGGGAUGGGGAGUGUCUCGGAGGGGAACUUGCAGGGGGUGGUGUUCCCAUGUAUCUGCUGCCCCUCGUCCUUCUAGAUGGAAGUGGUGGUGGGUUUGGAAGGUGCUGUCUAAGGAGCCUCGGUGAGUUGCUGCAGGGCAUCUUGUAGAUGGUACACACUGCUGCGACUGAGCGUUGGUGGGUGGAGGGAGUGGAAUGUUUGUGGAUGUGGUGCCAAUCAAAGUGGGGGCUGCUCUGUCCUGAUUAAUAGUCUAUUGACUGACACUUUGGAGCCCAAAUGGUUGAUUUCGAAGAUUAAACAAGGACAAUACGCACUGGUGCCAUCCAGUCACCCCCACCACCCCCAACACUGACACCCUGUGAACAGGGGAACCGUACGUAUUGGUUAGACACAGAAUCCCAGACCCUGUUCAGAAUGGUCAUUGCUCCCACAGUUCACACUAAUCCCAGCACAAAGUGAGCAGGCCGCUCUCUAUGGACAGGACCUGGCUUUGGUCUUUGUGCUGAUGUUCCGACUCUAAACAGGGUCCAAACUCAGCCACAUCCCCCACCCAGGGCAGGGAUGGAGUGGUGGGGGCGAGGAGGGGGUGGGGGGGGUGCCAUGUGCUGGGCAAUUAGCCCCGAAACAGGUCGGUGAAGCACAGGUACGCCAAGAAAGUGCCAGAAGCCCCUGGCAAUCCCUCUGCUGCUCUGGGAGAGGCCCCUUUAAGUGUGAGGGCAUUGGUGGUGGUUGGGGUGGGGGGAUGGUUUGGAGUGGGUGUGAAAAACCCAAAGACCUUACCCCCAACCCUAAACUCUGCUCAGCUCCCUGACCCACAUUCCCCACAGGAUCAGGCAGCAGACGGUGGGAUCUGCUGGGAGGAAUCCAGUGAUCACCAACCCCUGUGUCACCUCCUUAUCAGCCUGGUCACUGAUUGUCCAUUCUGUACAGGCUUCAUUGACAGUAAUAUCCCCAUCUCGCCCACUGGCAUUGGCGCAGUGAGAGAGAGAGAUGGUGUGGUUCUUACUGGUGUUGGCCAUCCCAGAUUGCCCAGAUACCCCUCUUCCCCUUUGUAUACUCCUCUCGGGGUGACAUUAGAUGGACGCUGGUCACUCUGAGAGUGACUGAUAACUGGGAGUGGCCAGUCACUCUCUAGAUGGACAUUGGUCACUCUGGGAGUGGCCGGUCACUCUCUAGAUGGACAUUGGUCACUCUGGGAGUGACUGAUCAGUCUUUGGUUGCUCAGUGGUCACUCUGGGAGUGGCCAGUCACUCUCUAGAUGGACAGUGGUCACUCUGGGAGUGGCUGGUCACUCUCAAGGUGGACACUGGUCACUCUGGGAGUGACCGAUCACUCUCUAAAUGAACAAUGGUCACUCUGGGAGUGGCUGGUCACUCUCUAGGUGGACACUGGUCACUCUGGGAGUGACCGAUCACUCUCUAAAUGAACAAUGGUCACUCUGGGAGUGGCUGGUCACUCUCUAGAUGGACACUGGUCACUCUGGGAGUGGCUGGAGUAGUUAGAGGUGUUGGGGAUUGGCAAGAGGAGGUGGUUGGGGUAGGAGAGGAGCACCAAGGAACGAAAGUCUUGAUUCUCUCCUGAACAUUGACCAGUCUCCCCCUCCCCCAAUUCAUCCCACCUCCACACCCUCCCCCACCCCACUGAGACCACGAGGGAAGACUCCCAGUGCAUUUGGGGAACCCUCUGCCCCCUUCCCUUCCCUUCCCAUGAUCCUGAAGGAAGCUGGAAUGGUUCUGUCCAGCCACGGUUCUGAAAUCUCCACCGGGAAUUCCGUGAGAGCACGAGGAGAUGAGCAGCUAAUCUCGGUGGAAAUUCCUUCUUCUCCCAGAGCAGCAGCUCACACACUGCCACCAAAUGAAUGGGUCAGUCCUGCGGGGCUGGGACAUGCAAUCUGAUGUCUCCUUAUUCAUCUCCCACCCGCCCACGCAGCAGGAGAGGGAAAGAGGGAAUUCUCCGAAGAAGAUGGGAUGAAGAGCCUGCGGGACAGGGCAGCAUGGAUUUGGAAACCGACCAGCACCAGGACACUGCCUCACGGCCAUGUGUGACCGUUACGUCAAUGCCCGUAGUUACCUUCUCCCCCCGCCCCCGAUGACUGAGCCUUCCCAACGUCUGGGUGACAUCGCUGCAAGGCCACCUUGGUGCCACCAAUAUUUCAGGCUCCACCACAUUGUACAUUGGGAAAUAAACAGAAACCAAGAAUGUAUCAUAAAAUCCGCGUCGAGUUUAACAAUAAAGCAACGUCUUACAGAAAA